This is a messenger RNA of Elgaria multicarinata webbii, 1564 nucleotides long. It is a transcript of the gene COMMD4, whose product is annotated as COMM domain containing 4. The transcript has 8 exons. The record is from RefSeq and is a predicted model, not a curated record. The coding region runs from base 58 to 657 and encodes 199 amino acids. NCBI's taxonomy places the organism in Eukaryota, Metazoa, Chordata, Lepidosauria, Squamata, Anguidae.
CCGUCAGCUGACCCGGGCGGGCAGGCGGGCAGGGCGCAGAGCUCAGGCCGGGAAGUCAUGAGGUUCCGGUUCUGUGGCGACUUGGACUGUCCAGACUGGGUCUUGGCAGAAAUUAGCACCUUGGCCAAAAUAUCCUCAGUGAAACUUAAGCUGAUCUGUGCCCAGGUGCUGAAGGACCUGCUUGGGGAGGGGAUUGAUUACGAGAAGGUUCUAAAGCUAACAUCAGAUGCCAAGUUCGAGCCUGGGGACGUGAAGGCCACUGUGGCUGUUCUCAGCUUCAUCCUCUCCAGUGCUGCCAAACACAACGUCGACUCCGAAUCUCUCUCCAGUGAGCUGCAGCAAUUGGGGCUGCCCAAAGAACAUGCCUCUGCGUUGUGCCGGUGCUACGAGGAGAAGCAGAGCCCCCUUCAGGACAGCCUGAGGAGGUGCAGCUUGAGAUUGAACUGCCUGGAUUCUGUGUCUUGGAGAGUGGAUUAUACCCUUAGCUCCAGCGAGCUCCGGCAGGUCAAUGAACCAGUGGUUCACCUCAAGCUCAACAUGAAGGAUGUCGACAGGGGAGCCCUGGAACCCGUUGCGAUGACGCUGUCGGCAGAGAAGUUCCGUGUCUUGCUUGCAGAGCUGAAGCAGGCCCAAGCCAUCAUGAAAACGCUCGACUGAGGGGCCUCCAGGGCGGAAGGUGCUGAGGCUGGAACGCGCUUGAUUUUGCACUCAAGGCUGAGAAGUCUCUCUGGGGCAGCCAUUUCACACGCAGAGAGCCAGCGAGAGAGGCGGGGGAGCUGCCAUGGACAGCCGGUGCAACAGCUGCAGGCAAAGGAGCCGUGGCCCAAAUCCAUCCCAUUUCACUCAAAAGCAAACGCCGUUCCUGCUCAGUCCUAGUCUACAUGUGCAGCAGAACAAGGUGGUAGAAUCAAUCGCACCACUUCCCAGUGCCGUGUUGGGGGGAGGGAGAUGUUUUUUGUAACGUUGCCAGAAGAUUUCUGCAUUCAGAAAACUAGCACAGCAAGGAGUGGACCCGAGUAGUAUGUUUCCCCCAGCUGGGCCAGGUGGUUUUUUUGCCCUGCUGGAAGCUUGGUAUGUGGGAGAGCGUUCAAGUACAGGUGUUCCUCCUGUGCUUUGCAGUGGUACAGUCCCACCCUGCUGCAUGUCUGGACCAAGCCUUGCUUGGCUCCUGUUUGAUUCUCCUGUUUCGACCAGAACCUUCCCUGUCAAGGCCCAGACCCGGUCUCCAUCUUUCUUAGAAGGCCGGCUGCCCCCAAAGGUAAGCACCCUCUUGCGUCCUGCCACUCAUAAAAGCAGGAGGCCGGCUGGUCCUUUCCAUUUACCAGUGAGACAAUGUGUGAGUUGCGGGAGGAAGCGUGGAAGGGGCGGCCCCUCCCUCUUCUUCCCCAAUCUCUGCCCCGCGUGCUUUCUGUGGGCUCAGCACAUCACAGGCAGGAGUGCAAGAGGCCCAUGCCUCUGGAUCUCUGGGCGUUCGCAGCUCAGCUACGGAAACGUGUUGAUACUUCUUUGUAAAUUUCUAUACUUUGUAGACUGGGAGACAAUUAAACCCCACAAUACUGCUCAA